Messenger RNA from Aspergillus bombycis, 1431 nucleotides. RefSeq names its product NCBP3 domain-containing protein. The transcript has 2 exons. The record is from RefSeq and is a predicted model, not a curated record. Gene Ontology annotation, molecular function: mRNA binding; RNA 7-methylguanosine cap binding. Gene Ontology annotation, cellular component: cytosol; nucleus. NCBI's taxonomy places the organism in Eukaryota, Fungi, Ascomycota, Eurotiomycetes, Eurotiales, Aspergillaceae. The coding region runs from base 1 to 1431 and encodes 476 amino acids.
AUGGAGGUCGCCGGCGUACAACAGCCUUCCGCCUCGAACGGUGACCACGCCAUGGAUGCGUCAAUGGAUAUCGACAUGGACCUCGACCUUGGUCCAUUACCGGAAGCCGAGGCAAUCGAAACUGACCCAAUGGGCGGAACAAUUCCCUUUCAAGAUGGAGCCGUAGAUCCCCAGUCUUCAGAAGCCCAGUACGAGAAAGUACACGUCAGAGGUGUCGACGAAUUGACGACGGAUAAUAUCAAGCAAUUUGCGAACGAGCACUUCACCCUCGAAGCUCCUUCCCGAGUCGAAUGGAUCGAUGACACAUCGGCAAAUCUCAUCUACUCCUCGCCUGAAAUCGGUCUGCAGGCUUUGUCGGCCCUUACGCAGGCUAGUGAAGAAGAAGAUACGUCUGAAUUACCGGCGCUGCGACUCCGAUCCGCUAAACUCCUCCCUUCCCACCCCGAUUCCGUACUCCAGGUGAGAUCGGCCGUGAAGAGCGAUCGCAAGAAGCCCCGCGCCCAUGAAGCCAGUCGUUUCUAUCUUAUGCACCCUGAACACGAUCCUCGCGAGCGUCUGCGACGGGAGUUCGACGAUAGACGACGCCAAGGUGGCGGGGACGAUGGGGAUUACAGGCGGAGACGGUUCGACGGCCGGGAGCUGCGGCGACGGAGGGAUCGUGACGGAGAUGAAAUUAUUAGCGCUAAUAUGUAUGACGAUUCGGGGGCAGCUAGCACGGAUUAUUCCGAGACGGGAAGAGGUCGCGAUGAGCGAGGUCGACGCCGGGACCGGGACCGGGACCGGGAACUGUUUCCAUCGGAUGAAGGACGUCCUUCAGGGCGCCUUCAGAAUCGCAGUGCUUCUCCAGGUCGCGAUACGUUGAUGGAGAGCGGGUAUUCGGAGCAUGAUCGUCGCGACUCGCGCAGGCACUUCCGCGAGAGGUCGCCUCAGAUCGAUCGCCGGAAUAAAGGCAAGGAACUCUUUCCAUCUUCGAAAUCUUCCGGUGCCGAGGCUGAUGCCGAUGCCGACUCGCGAGAGCUAUUCCCGAAUAAACCAGCGGCCAGUUAUCUCAAGAAGGAGCUGUUCCCCAGUAAGCACAGCAAUCACCGUCGGUCGGAUGCCAUUGAUGCUGCGGAUGAAACGGCCGAUCUAUUCUCGAAGAGAAUCUCAGUCCCUCUUGUGGAUGGUUCUCGCGAUCAACGACGGAACAAAAACGUCGAGCUUUUCCCAGAGUCUGAGGAGAGGGGGGUCAAUAUCCGUGGAGCCGCUGGCCCAGACCAAGGGUUCUCGAUUCGUGGCGCGGCAAAUGGUCUCUCAAUUAAAGGACGAGGCGCAUCGGUUCGCGAGCUCUUCCCAUCCAAGUACAAAUCCAACGCUGGCAAGGAGCUGUUCUCGGAUAAGAUAGAGGGCCGAGGAGGGCCACGACGGAGGGCGGAGGAUAUGUUCAGCUGA